AUGAUUAUAAUAAAGUUUUUAGGUACUGACGUUCCAUCCGAAUCGUUCAUUGCUCUGGACGACUUCAACAGCACAAAAGAGUUGGGAGAUUACUUGAAUUUCCUGCGCAACAAUGAUACUGCAUACCUGAAGUACUUUGGGUGGACCAAGCACUAUCGGCUACCAUCGUCCUAUAAGAGUGACGCCUUAUGUAAGCUUUGCGGUGAUAUCUACCGUGAAGAACGUCUCGUUGUUGAAAACAUAGUACAGUAUUACCUCAACGAUCAAUGCACAGGAGGCGGUUGA
Ostertagia ostertagi is the source of this 285-nucleotide messenger RNA. NCBI's taxonomy places the organism in Eukaryota, Metazoa, Nematoda, Chromadorea, Rhabditida, Trichostrongylidae. The record is from the annotation of a GenBank genome assembly.